UGGGUGUGUUGGCAUUCCUCUUACUCCUUUACCUCUGCAGACUGCCACAGUGUGCAGCUUUUCUGCUCUGGAUCCCCAGCAGCAAGUUUAACCUAAAUGUCCUUCCUGCCUGACUUGGGAAUCUUCACGAUGGGCAUGUGGUCUAUUGGUCUUGGAGCUCUUGGUGCAGCUGUGACAGGGAUUGUCCUUGCUAACACUGAUUUAUUUUUGUCCAAGCCAGAAAAAGCUACGUUGGAGUUUUUAGAGGAGAUAGAGCUAAAAACUUUGGGAUCAGAACAAAGGACAUUCAAAGCAGGUGAACUAUGGAAGAAAAAUGGUGCAGUGAUCAUGGCUGUGCGAAGACCUGGAUGUUUUUUGUGCAGAGAGGAGGCUUCUGAGCUCUCCUCUCUGAAACCCCAGCUGUCGAAACUGGGUGUCCCUCUCUAUGCUGUUGUGAAAGAGAAGAUAGGGACUGAAGUGGAGGAUUUUCAACCUUAUUUCAAAGGAGAAAUCUUUCUGGAUGGAAAGAAAGGCUUCUAUGGACCACGCAGACGAAAAAUGAUGCUAUCGGGCUUCUUCCGCUAUGGAGUCUGGCAAAAUUUCUUUCGUGCUUGGAAAAGUGGAUAUAGUGGUAACCUGGAAGGAGAAGGAUUCACCCUGGGAGGAGUAUAUGUGAUUGGGGCAGGAAGACAGGGUGUUUUACUGGAGCAUCGUGAGAAAGAAUUUGGAGACAAAGUCAACCUUCCAUCUGUCCUUGAAGCUGCUGAGAAGAUAAAACCCCAGCCUUCAUAAGUGGGAAAAAUAGUUGCACAUUUUCUGACCACAGCUCGAAAUGUAGAAUGCAUCUAUUUCUUGAACAUUACAGUUAAUUGCUUUUUAACUAUUCAGUGAUCAACGCAGAGGAAAGAUUCUGUAUUCAAACAUAGAAAAUCAUGAAAAUCCUCCUGGAUCUUCUUUUGUUGCUUUGCAGCCUUUCAAGUGGUCAGGAUUUCAACUGCUUUUUUGUGCCUGACUGUAUUAACGAAAGGCUGGUUCUAAAAUCUGUCCUAGUAUAGGUGUUUCCAGUCAGUCAGUUGAAAACCUGCCUACCUAAGGGAGCAGAUCUUUGCUAAGGCUGAAGUAAUGGAGUACCAGCUGAGGUUGAAGGAUAAUAAAACUUUAUAUAAAU
This is a messenger RNA of Nestor notabilis (Kea), 1147 nucleotides long. RefSeq names its product family with sequence similarity 213, member A (gene PRXL2A). Lineage: Eukaryota; Metazoa; Chordata; Aves; Psittaciformes; Psittacidae. Bases 97 to 771 code for a protein of 224 amino acids. The record is from RefSeq and is a predicted model, not a curated record. The transcript is spliced from 6 exons.